UAUUGUCAAUAUCUCCGGUAUUUAAAUGAACAUUUGAAUAUAAUACAGUUCAGCUGAAUUUUUAAUAAUUUUUGACUGCUUUACGGCCUGAUAAUUCGUCUUAGAAACGUGAAAAUUGUAUUUCGUCAUUUGAAAUAUAGUCAACUUCACUAUUAGAUGGGACUACCAUGUUCUUCCAAGCUCCCGAAAUUAUUUAUAUAAGGGAUCAAUUUGUUAACUUUCAUGAUUGCAUAUCAUUAAUUAAGACCUUAGUUCUUUUCUAAUAAAAUUUUUACUUGUGGUACGAAAGUUACAUUUAGCCCAAGAAUCUCCUGUAGCAUGGGUAUUUCGGCGCAUCGUUUGAUCAAUAGACAUCGAAUAUAUACAAAAUUUUUAUCAUGAUAUUAAGCGGAAACGUAAUAAGAAAUAGUCUCUUUCGGGUAUUAUCGUAUGAUCCAGUAUUUAGUAUUAUAAAUAAAUGUUCUCUACAAACAGUUAAUGUACAUCAGCCAAGCAUAGGUUAUCUCAUAUCGUGUAAUGAAAAGUAUUCGAGCUUAAGAACUUCAAAAUACAAAUUAAUAGCACGUUUCAGUUCAAACGACAGUGCUGGAUAUUCAACUACUCAAGAACUGACAGCUGUACAGUUUGAAAAAGUUUCAAACGAUACGCUUGAAUCUUUAACAGAAUACUUCGAUGAGCUAGUAGAACGAGCGAUACAUCUAACAGAUGGAGAUGUAUCAUACGGAGAUGGAGUAUUGACCAUUAAAUUUGGUAAUCCUUAUGGCACGUACGUUAUAAAUCGUCAAACUCCUAAUAAACAAAUCUGGCUUUCCUCUCCAAAGUCUGGACCGAAACGAUAUGAUUUUGUAAAUGGCAAAUGGAUUUAUAAACAUGAUGGAAAGACAAUGCAUGAAUUGUUGAACAAUGAAAUACCAGCAAUUGUAAGGGAUCAAACACAGUUCGAGAAAUGCUCGUACAGUGGUAAAGAGAAAGACGCUGCGAUGAGAACUACUUAGGUGGUUCAUAUUGUAAUCUUAAUUGAACAGACUCACUGUAUUAAAUUGGGAAUAAGAAAUUACUACGGUUUAUGUACAUACGAUCAAUAAUAUCAAUUAGAUAACA
Messenger RNA from Ceratina calcarata, 1101 nucleotides. RefSeq names its product frataxin (gene fh). Gene Ontology annotation, biological process: iron incorporation into metallo-sulfur cluster; intracellular iron ion homeostasis. Lineage: Eukaryota; Metazoa; Arthropoda; Insecta; Hymenoptera; Apidae. Gene Ontology annotation, molecular function: ferric iron binding; ferroxidase activity; 2 iron, 2 sulfur cluster binding. The record is from RefSeq and is a predicted model, not a curated record. The transcript has 3 exons. Bases 378 to 995 code for a protein of 205 amino acids. Gene Ontology annotation, cellular component: mitochondrion.